UUCGCCGCUCUCAGAGCCGAGAACUCCGAGCUGACGAAGACGGCCUCCGACGCCGCCGAGGCCGACAGGAAGACGACGGCCGCGAAGGCGAGGGAAGCCGAGCGCGCGCUGAUGGACAGCGCGGCGCGUGAGGCCCGGCUGGGCGAGCGGCUGAGGGAGUCGGAGCGCGCGCGGGAGGCGCUGGAGGCCGAGGCGCGCCGCAUCCGCGUCCAGAGAGAGCAGUGGCGCAAGGCGGCCGAGGAGGCCGCGGCGGUGCUCGGCGGCGCGGGUCACCACGUUGGCACGGAGGAGACGGACGAGGACAAGCAGCGGGACGCGGGAGAGGUGGACUCCGGUGUGAAGAGGAAGCCGGCCGGCGGCGCCGUGCGGCUGCUCGCCGACCUGUGGAAGAAGAGGGCGUCGAAGUGAUCGGACCACACUUCGCGCGCGCAUGGGUAUUUGGCUAUUUGCUGAUGUGCUCGAUCGAUCGUACGUGUUUGUUUACCGUUCACAGUUUUUUUUAGA
Molecule: messenger RNA, 504 nt
Organism: Triticum aestivum (bread wheat)
Lineage: Eukaryota; Viridiplantae; Streptophyta; Magnoliopsida; Poales; Poaceae
Product: interactor of constitutive active ROPs 1-like
Exons: 1
Source: RefSeq, a predicted model, not a curated record